This is a messenger RNA of Gossypium raimondii (Peruvian cotton), 2675 nucleotides long. RefSeq names its product NADPH--cytochrome P450 reductase 2. The transcript is spliced from 17 exons. The coding region runs from base 184 to 2316 and encodes 710 amino acids. The record is from RefSeq and is a predicted model, not a curated record. Lineage: Eukaryota; Viridiplantae; Streptophyta; Magnoliopsida; Malvales; Malvaceae. Gene Ontology annotation, cellular component: cytosol. Gene Ontology annotation, molecular function: flavin adenine dinucleotide binding; NADPH-hemoprotein reductase activity; FMN binding.
UUCCUCUGCCUUGCCACCCUUUUUAACCCCUCAACACAAUUGCCCUCUCCCAUUCGCAGCUCUCUCAAGUCUCAACCACCACCGAAUUCCCAUACUUCAUUUUAAACAAACAAAACUGAGAGAGCUUCUCCCCUGCCAAUUCUUCAUUUCUUCAUUUAUACACUUGCUCUAAUCUCUCAAACAAUGGAUUCUUCAUCAUCAUCAUCAUCUUCAGGUCCCUCACCUCUCGAUCUCAUGUCGGCUUUAAUCAAGGCCAAAAUGGACCCUUCCAACGCUUCCUCCGAUUCUGCUGCUCAAGUAACCACCGUCCUUUUCGGGAACAGAGAGUUCAUUAUGAUUUUAACUACCUCCAUCGCUGUGCUCAUCGGCUGCGUCGUCAUUUUGAUCUGGCGUAGAUCAUCUUCUCAAAAGCCUAAAGAAAUCCAGCUUCCUCUUAAGCCUUCGAUUAUUAAAGAACCAGAACUUGAAGUCGAUGAUGGCAAGAAAAAAGUCACCAUCCUCUUCGGUACUCAAACCGGCACCUCCGAAGGCUUCGCUAAGGCUCUAGUCGAGGAGGCAAAAGCACGCUAUGAAAAGGCGACUUUUAAUAUUGUAGAUUUGGAUGAUUAUGCGGCAGAUGAUGAAGAAUACGAGGAGAAGAUGAAGAAAGAGAGUUUGGCUUUCUUCUUCUUGGCCACUUAUGGAGACGGUGAGCCAACAGAUAAUGCAGCCAGGUUCUAUAAAUGGUUCACUGAGGGAAAAGAGAGGGGAGAAUGGCUUCAGAACAUGAAGUAUGGGAUUUUCGGCCUUGGUAACAAACAGUAUGAACAUUUUAACAAGGUUGCAAAGGUGGUUGAUGAACUCCUUACCGAGCAGGGAGCAAAGCGCAUAGUUCCUUUGGGUCUUGGAGAUGAUGACCAAUGCAUAGAAGAUGACUUCACUGCAUGGCGUGAAUUAGUGUGGCCCGAGUUAGAUCAGCUUCUGCGUGAUGAAGAUGAUGCAACUGUUUCUACCCCGUACACUGCUGCUGUUUUGGAAUACCGUGUUGUAUUUUAUGAUCCUGCAGAUGCACCCCUUGAGGAUAAGAACUGGAGUAAUGCAAAUGGUCAUGCUACUUAUGAUGCUCAACAUCCUUGCAGGUCUAAUGUGGCUGUGAGGAAGGAGCUUCAUGCUCCUGAAUCUGAUCGGUCUUGCACCCACCUUGAAUUUGACAUUGCUGGAACUGGACUUUCAUACGAGACAGGCGAUCAUGUCGGUGUUUACUGUGAGAACCUGGAUGAAGUUGUAGAUGAAGCAUUGAGUUUACUGGGCUUAUCACCAGACACUUAUUUCUCUGUUCACACUGAUAAAGAGGAUGGUACACCACUUGGUGGAAGUUCUUUACCUUCUUCUUUCCCCCCUUGUACUCUGAGAACAGCACUGGCACGAUAUGCUGAUCUUUUGAGCUCGCCAAAAAAGGCUGCCUUACUUGCUUUGGCUGCUCAUGCCUCUGAUCCAACUGAAGCCGAUCGACUAAGACACCUUGCAUCACCUGCUGGAAAGGAUGAGUAUGCUCAAUGGAUUGUUGCAAACCAGAGAAGUCUCCUUGAGGUCAUGGCGGAAUUUCCUUCAGCCAAGCCUCCACUUGGUGUUUUCUUUGCAGCUGUUGCUCCAAGGUUGCAGCCUAGAUAUUAUUCGAUCUCAUCCUCACCAAGGUUGGCACCAUCAAGGAUUCAUGUAACUUGUGCAUUGGUUUAUGAGAAAACGCCAACAGGUCGUAUUCACAAAGGUGUUUGUUCAACUUGGAUGAAGAAUGCUGUGUCCUCGGGGAAAAGCGAUGACUGCAGCUGGGCACCCAUUUUUGUCAGGCAAUCAAACUUUAAACUUCCUUCAGAUGCUAAAGUGCCCAUCAUAAUGAUUGGCCCUGGUACUGGAUUGGCUCCUUUCAGGGGAUUCCUUCAGGAAAGGCUUGCACUGAAAGAAGCUGGUGCUGAGUUGGGUCCAUCUGUAUUGUUCUUUGGCUGCAGAAACCGGAAAAUGGAUUUCAUAUAUGAAGAUGAGCUCAACAACUUUGUCAACAGUGGUGCACUAUCUGAGCUUGUGGUUGCCUUUUCACGUGAGGGACCUACCAAGGAAUAUGUGCAACAUAAAAUGAUGGAGAAGGCCAAGGACAUAUGGGACAUGAUUUCUCAGGGAGGUUACCUGUAUGUGUGUGGUGAUGCCAAGGGCAUGGCUAGAGAUGUCCAUCGAGCUCUUCACACUAUUUUGCAAGAGCAGGGAUCACUAGACAGCUCAAAGGCUGAGAGCAUGGUGAAAAAUCUGCAAAUGAGCGGCAGGUACCUACGCGAUGUAUGGUGAUGAUUACUAUGAAAGAAACUUUCUAAAAAUAUACGGCGGUCAAAAGGAAACUUGCGAGAAGGGUUAAAUGGGUGGAAUUGAAUUUAUUUUGUAUCAAAGUUAAGAAGUGUUGUGAUUCUUUUUUUUAUAUAUAUAUUUUAGUGUCGGGAUAAUUUUGGAUGAUAUGAUGUAAUAUUUUAAUGUAGAAGACAAUGUAAUAUAAUAGGGAAGGUAGAGUAAUGGUAUUGGAGUUUGUCUUUUAUAAGAAAGAACCGGCAACUCGGUUCAAAUGACAAGCAGCAAGUGUUGCUUGCCACUCCGAAAUGUUACUCGAACUCUUCCUAUAUACUGGUAAUAUAUGUUUUAAGUUUGGAAUCUCA